UUUAUUUCUUUUUUGUUAAUGAAAGUAUUAUAUCGCACAUGCGCAAAAGUUUCGGUACAUAUAAUUGUGGUAAUGUUAAUCAUCAAUGAUAACAGCAAUUUAUCAUAGUAUCGGAAUGAUAAUCUACAUUGAACAAGUUUGUGUUUAAGUGCAAUAAGUAGCGUUUAUUUUUAUAAAUUAUUCAUAAGUACUGAAUUUUUAUGUUCAAUGAAAUUCAUUACAUUCGAGAUUUUUACUCUCCGGCCACGGCUGUACUUUGCUUUUAACAUUCACCGCGAAAAAUUGUGUUCUUCUUGGUGGGGUGUUGGGUAACAUAAUUCACGUGGGUGUCAUGAAUUGGUUUAAAUUUAUCAGUGCAUUCAAUAUCAUCAAAAAUAUGUUUUACAUGUAUUAUUUUGAAACCUUGAAAAUGAUAAAAUUCUGAGUAACACAUAAUUCAGGAUUUAUUUUUCCAUGUCACGCUGACAGUUUGCAUUUUUUACAUGUUGAAUUAGAUAAUUAAAGUAAAGGAUAUUAAAUGUUGAAGUUAUAUAUCUAUAACGCUGGUCGUCAAAGUGUUGAUCAUGAAUCUCUUUCCAAAGAUGAAAAUCCUGAGGACAAUGUUGCUACCUGUGAUUCACGCUAGCUGGGCGGUAAUAAUAGGAAAUUGUAAUAAAUUAAUAGAGAAUUGGUAUUGGCCGAUUGACCGCGUUGUCACGACUUUUAUAUACGUAAUACACACACGGUGCGUGAGUUUACGGCGCUCUCCGUGCGAACCUCAGCGCCCGGGCCAACGGGGUUAAUUAGUUCAAACUAGCUUCCAUCUGUGCCGGUGUCUGAACGAUGCGAUUAAAGAUUUUUACACGGCUGUCCCACCUCAAUCGUUCCAAUGCUUCGAAUAAGUGGCGUGACUCGUCCCUCUCUUUCACUUGUUCCAUUUUUUAAUCGUUCUGAACCUUUAAAUCACAGUAUACAUUCUUGCUCGUAUGCUAUCAUUGCCAGUAUACUGAAAAAGUCUAAAUGAAGUAAUAAAAUAAUUUAAUAGAGUACAUGAAACGAUAAAUUGAUAACAUAUCGAACUAUAUACACAUAUUUCCGGUAAAAUGUAACUUCAGUUUCUGGAAAUGUUUGCAAGAGAUAUAAAAUUUCAUAAUUGUAAUACGUAUUCGCGUUUGUUAAAUGCUUCCGAUUCUCAUAUCUUAUCGGAAAUUAGAUAAAGUUUCACUCAAAUCGAUGAGUUAUUUAUAUAUCAGCAUCUAUGCGAAAGUCUUGGAAUUCGUAAUCUUUUGCUGCAUAAUUUUGCAUUUUCAUUGUGAUUUAUGUUUGUUAACAUUUUAAAAUUAAUUCAAGCAUUUGAUCUAUACAUCGUAUGAUUAAUAUUAGUGAUUGGUGGCAUUGUAUAGAGCUUUUCAAAUUUUCAACAUUUAUACCGUACCCCUUAAGGUCGUCGAACGAUGGUAAACAAACUCUGGUGCCAGGAACUAAGCAGGAAAUGGUUCCAUAAGAAGGUCGAACCACCGCAUCCACGAAUCCUCACCGAACCAAGAUGCCAAAAACACGUUGCCACCUGGUAUCUACUUUACCGUUGGUUAAUCUUUAUGGCCUGGGCUUCCAUCGUCGUCUGUUCGAUAUUCGAAUAUGGUAGUUACAAUCCUAUGCCAAUAUACGAUAAAUGGCCAAUUUAUUUAACCAACUGGGAUUUAGUGUUGGGCCUGUGUCAAGCGUUCCUUGGCGGUUUUCUAGUUUCGAGAAGAUGGAAGCUGCAGAAAUUAUCCGAUUUUGAUCCUUCCGCGUUGAUGUUAGGAUUAACGGACAGGGUUUACUGGUUCCUUUACGUUGUUACUACCAACGUCGCGAUUGUUGUUACGAUUUCCUACUGGUGUAGCGUUUACGAUCCAAAGAUUCAUCAUUUAGAUCCGUUGAACAUUAUGCUACACGUUUGUAACAGUAUUCUAAUGAUCAUAGACUUUUGUAUUACGGGCAUUCCAUUUAGAUUAAGGAAUUUCUGGUGGUGUUUAACCAUUGUAUUUUUUUACGUUAUUUUCUCGGUAAUAUAUUACCUUGCAGGUGGAUUAGAUAAACAGGGUUAUCAUUAUAUUUAUAAAAUCCUUGAUUGGAAGAAACCAGUACGAUCUUCAUUGGUAUGCUUGGGUCAAGCUAUUUUUAUAACCAUAUUAUAUUCCAUAAUAUGCCUUUUAGAAAAAUUGAAAAAUCGGUUCUACCGAAAGAUUGAUAAGAAAUUAGAAGGAAUGGAGAUACAGAUUCCUAAUAUAGAGAAACAUGCUGAUAUUGUUUAAAAAUUAGCAAUGCUAGAACAUUAUUUAUAAGAUACAUUUCUAAAGAAAAUUAUUAUUUACAAUUUUUAACUACCGAUUGUAUCGAGCUAAAACAUAAGUAGCGCAUAUAAAAGAAGGAAUUAGUAUCCUGUUUCAGAUUCGUUCAACGAAAUAUAUCGCAUUGACAAUAUUAAUAUUAAUAAGAUUACAUAAUAGCAGUAGUAUUUCAUGCUCGUUUAUUUCUUUUAUAUACGCUCAGUUUGUAUAACGUGUAUUGUGGUACAACAAAAAAGCGCGAAAAACACCUUUAGAAAUGUACGCUUACGUACGAAUACGAUUAUUUAUAAUUUAAGAACAAAAUAGUAUUCCUCAAACUAUAUACAGCAGUAAAAAAGAAACUGUGAAGUUUGAUGUAAUUAGUAUUACUGAAAUAUCAUAUGUAAAAAUUGUAUAUUUUAUAGCAUCGAAGUUUGAAAGAAAUUGCACGUGUGUUCAUGCAUAAGCCCAGCAUAAGUAUCUAAAAUUAGAUACUAAUUUUUAUAAUAAAUGGAAUAAAGAUGACUAAACGUUUAAAUUUAGGAAAUAAAUGCAUAUAUACCAUGGCUAAUAAUUCAUUAUUCAAAGCAUUAAUUACAUAUCAUGCUAUUGUCACUAUAAUAAUGUAUGAAAAAAUAUCUUUGACACGUGAACGCAUUUAUAAAUGUUGAAAGCAUUUAAUUUUAUAUAAUUUAUAUUUGUCCAAUUAUUCUUACACUACAUUAUAACACGACUGUUGUUGAAACAUUCCGAAUUUGUUUUCCACUAUUGUUAAGCGAGUCUUGAGUGAUAUAGGUAAUAAAACUAUCUUUUUUUUUUUCAAUUGUACAUUCAAUUUUUAUAUGCAUUGGCCAUUAUAGACACAAGGUUUCAGGAAUGCUAUGUACAAUAGGACAAUGAAUAAACUUUCUGGAAAAAUA
Osmia bicornis bicornis is the source of this 3211-nucleotide messenger RNA. RefSeq names its product protein rolling stone-like. The transcript has 2 exons. Bases 1434 to 2276 code for a protein of 280 amino acids. Gene Ontology annotation, cellular component: membrane. The record is from RefSeq and is a predicted model, not a curated record. Lineage: Eukaryota; Metazoa; Arthropoda; Insecta; Hymenoptera; Megachilidae.